AUGGGACGCUCCAAGGACGAGAAGUUGGCCUACUUCGCUAAGCUCAAAGACUUGAUCGAGACCUAUCGUAAGUCCAGUGGGAUACUUGAGAAGCACGUUUCUUGCCUUCCCAGCGGGGUAGCGCUUCAGCGAGCCAUGCGGCUCUGGUCUUUGCGUCCUGGGUACCCGUCCCGCCCCGCUGUUGCGAUGCUCGCGCCUGGACCGCGCAUGGCAGAGCUCUGAUUUGCCUGCCGGCCGUUCGGCCGUCAGCUAGCCAGGUGCUUACCUGCUGACCUUUGACUGACCUCGCCCCCUCUCCCCUUUCUCAUCCGUCACAGCCUCGAUCUUCAUUGUCAACGUCGACAAUGUUGGCUCUAACCAGAUGCAUCAAAUUCGUCAAGCCCUUCGUGGCAAGGGUACGAUCCUCAUGGGAAAGAACACGAUGGUUCGCCGCGCGAUCCGCCUCAUCCUGGCCGAGAACCCUUCGCUCGAGAAGUUCUUGCCCCACGUUAAGGGCAACGUUGGCUUCGUCUUCACUUCUUCGGAUUUGAAGGAGAUCCGCGAAGUUAUCCUCGCCAACAAGGUCGCCGCGCCCGCCAAGGCCGGUGCCUACGCGCCUAAUGACGUCUGGGUCCCCGCCGGUAACACGGGCAUGGAACCCGGCAAGACCUCAUUCUUCCAGGCGCUCAACAUCCCGACCAAGAUUGCCCGCGGUACGAUCGAAAUCGUCUCCGACAUUCACUUGGUCCAGGCCGAUUCGCGCGUCGGAUCGUCUGAGGCGACGCUCCUGAACAUGCUCAACAUCUCGCCGUUCACCUACGGCAUGAAGAUCAUCUACAUUUUCGACAAAGGACAGUUGUUCGCGCCUUCGGUCCUCGAUGUCGAAGAGUCGACCCUCAUCGACCAAUUCAUGUCGGGUGUUAAGACGGUUGCCGCGAUCUCGCUCGCGCUCAACUACCCGACUAUUGCUUCGGUAACGCACUCGCUCGUCAACUCGUACAAGAACUUGCUCGCCAUUGCUCUUGCCACCGAUGUCACUUUCGAAGGUGCCGAAAAGGUCAAGGAGUACCUGGCCAACCCCGAGGCCUUCGCUGCCGCCGCUCCUGCUGCGACAGAGUCCGCUGCUGCCCCCGCCAAGGCCGAGGAGAAGGAACCUGAGAAGGAAGAGGAGUCCGAUGACGACAUGGGCUUCGGUCUUUUCGAUUGA
Molecule: messenger RNA, 1186 nt
Organism: Microbotryum saponariae
Lineage: Eukaryota; Fungi; Basidiomycota; Microbotryomycetes; Microbotryales; Microbotryaceae
Source: the annotation of a GenBank genome assembly